UGUGGUCUCGACAGUCUCACGGAUCCAGAACUUAACUGAAGGUUAGCUUACUUUACUCACAGCGGUGAAACAUAUAAAGAUACAAAUACAGCCGCAAUGUUGUCAGACAGUUUUGUUUAAUUUAAUUUAAAGCUUCGACAGAGUGAGUUUGAAGACUUCCAAGCGUGUCGGAUGUAACGUUAAAGACACAUUGUACACGCGAAGAGGAAACUGCAUUCAAUUAGGGAUGUUGCGGCGUCCCAAGCCGACUGAUUCCGAGUCUGACCUCCUGAGAGAGCAGGAGCAGUUUCUGACCUCCGGCGCCCCGUCUGCUGCCAAUGUGGUCCGCAGACCUGACAAGAGGAGAGGCCAGGCUGGAGCUGGAGACGGAGAACAAGACGGAGAAGAUGAUGAACAGCGGGAUGUUGUCACAAUAGAAGAUCUUCCGGACCAGCUACCGUCUCUGACGCCGGCACCUCCGAAGAAGUCUCGCUUCAAAGCCAGCCGGGUCACUUUCGAGGCUGAAGAUGCAGACGAGAGGUUGGACAGACAUGACACUCACAUCAGUGCUGUUCUCUCCAGGAUUGUUGAGAAAGAUACAACUUCUACUCCAAUAUCUCUACCAGCACUUACAGGCGUGGCUUUCCCUAAAGUGAUGCACCGCUCCGAAACCAACAGUCAGGUGCAAAUGUCUUCAGUUGGUGGAAAGAAGAGUAUCUUUGCACUCCACAUAGCAGCUCAGAGGAUUAAGGAGGGUAAGACACCGUUACACUGUGGCCCUGAAGCUGCUCAGACACCUGGACACAGAGAGCAGAGCCUGCCUCCUGAGACCAGUAUGGAUACAGAUCAGAGUGAAGCUACAAAUCAUCGGCCAAAUCCAAUCUCAGGUCUCAGGCUGGUGUCGGGUCAGGGUCUUCAGGGCCUAGAAGGCUCAGCAGAGACCAUGAGGAUCCACAGGGAGAACCAAGCUAAGCUCCAGGCCAUGUCUCAGGAUGAGAUACUACAGGAGCAGAGGAAACUCUUAUCCCAGCUUGAUCCGAGACUGGUGGAGUUUGUUAGAUCUCACAAAGCCCAGAGUCUCCCAUCCUCUGCCUCCCCAUCCAAACAGCCCCAGGGCAAACGCAGUGAGGGAAACUUUCCUCUCGACAAUGUGAGCAGAGAGUCAGACUCCUCACGUGCUGCUGUGUUGUCUCAGAAUCCCCAAGAAGUAGAGAUGGAAAGAGAGGAGGAAGAGGAGGAGGACAUGCCACCACCACCACCACUGCUGGUUGUGACGGGUAUGAUGGAGAAGGAUCUGCCUGUGAAGCCUCGGAAGGAAUGGCUUCACAUGAAUAAACUGGAGCCAGAGAAGCUGGAGUGGAUGAGAGACUUGCCUGCACCAAGAAAGAAAGGAACCAAGAAGGCCAUGCAGGCUCGCUUUGACUUUGCAGGGACUCUGAUUCCACCCUCUGAGGAUCUGCCCACACAUUUAGGCCUGCACCACCAUGGAGAGGAGCCUGAGCGGGCAGGUUACUCCCUGCAGGAACUCUUCCUGCUGUCUCGCAGUCAGCUCAACCAGCAGAGGAGUCUCGCCCUCGGCACUCUGGCCCACAUCCUCUCAAAGGCACGUGCAGGGGGAUACGUGUCGGUUCUGACAGGCAGCAUGAUGUCCACCCUGCUCGACGCCGGUCUGAUCUUCCUGCUCCGCUUUGCGCUGGACGAUGGAGUGGAGGGUGUGAUGUCUGCAGCCGUGCAUGCACUAAAAGCUCUGCUUGUGUGUGCAGAAGAUGAAGAGUGUUUGGACUGCACCUUCUCCUGGUUCUCCGGCCUGGCAUCCUUCCCUAUGCUGCCUUCUGCUCAGGAGGAGGAAGAUGAAGAGGACGAAGGCCUGCCCGAAACUAUGAAGGAGACAGCCAAGGAGAAGGAAGAGAGGAAGAGUGAUCACGAUGUGGCCAGGCAGGAUGUUGUCAAGGGCCUGUUGAAAAUGAAACUGCUCCCCAGGCUGCGUUACAUCCUUGAAGUGGUCAGACCUUCUCCCCGAGUGGUCCAGGACGUCUUGGACAUCCUGACUCGUAUCGCUCGUCAUUCUUCCUCAUCAGCUGCUCAGGUGCUUGACUGUCCUCGCUUGAUGGAAACGGUGAUGUCAGAGUUUCUUUCGACCUCCUGGACUGCUCCAUCCUCUCCUCUUCCUCCGUCUGUUUACGGACUGCCACUGGCCUCCGCCAUGAAGCUGAUAAGAGUUUUAGCUACCUCGGGGAGACACGCCUGUGCCCGACUCUUAAACUCUCUCGGAGUGAGGGAGCGUCUGUCUUGUCUGCUGAGCGCUGAGCCCAGCGAGCUGCUGCUGGAACCUGCCGAGGCCCUCAGGAUCACCACCGAGGCCUUCAGGCUGUGGGCUGUGGCAUCCGCCUACGGUCAGGCCGGUAAAUUAUACAUAGACCUUUAUCCAAGCUUAGCGAAGGCUUUGCAGUCAGUCCACAAGGUACUGGACGCCUCACAUCCUCUGUGGCCCCUGCAGCUUCAGCGGGUCCUGGCUCUUCUUUCUCUGCUCACACAGGUCACACGCACUGCAGGCUGCCAUCAGGAGCUACAGGCCGGCCUGGUCAGCUCUCAGGGACAAGAGUGCCCUCCUCCUCCUCCAGUGUCCUGGGGUCAUGUCACAGGGUUGCAGGCGUCUCUGGUGGGACAUUUGAAGGCCUUUGUGAAGAACCUUGAUGAUCUGGUUCAGAAAGAGAGCAGCCUAGCUGUGAUACCAGCUUACCUGACCUACCUACAAGCCUACUACCAUCAGCUAUCCAGACAGAGCUGUUUUAAGCCGGUAGAGACGCUUCAGGAACUGGAGCUGCUGACGUCGGAGGUUCUCCUCCCUCUGCUGUCUCAUCAUGUUGUUCAAGGCCUCAUAAAGAACCUUAAGUCUUCCUCAGUCGUGUGUAAUGUCCAGUCUUGCCAUCCGGGCCCAGAGACAACUCUCAGCCUCCCUGGUUUAUCCUGCCCUGGAUGGAGGGACCGCCCUGGGAUGGUUGUUCCCAGCUCCCCCUUCCCUCUUCUCACAGGCCUGGGUCUCCUCCUGGAGACCAUCACAGGCAUCCACAAAGGUCUCAGCUGCAAGUUCAAAGGUCUGCUCCUGUCAGAGUCUGUGAUUGGUUACCUGAGGAGUUGCAGUCAGGCCACACCCACUUUGUCUCACACCAGAGCCUGGAUGCUCCGCCAUGAGCACCACCUCCUCUACCUCCUGCUCCAGCUCGCACACAGACUGGUUCCCGUUGAGCCAGAAGUAGCAAAGCACGCCUCAUUGUACCACCAGGUGGCGCUGGUUCUGCUGCCAUGGUUAUUACCAGGCAGUGAAUUCCUUGCUCAUGAACUGUUGUCCACCAUCAUCUUCAGCAGAGACUUUUUAUCAGAGGGCCACAGUGGAGGGCCUGAGGCCAUUGAACUCGGAGAGCUGAGGCUCCAAGAGGAAACGCAUCACCACACCUCUCCCUCCCUGCAGACUGUGGGGGCUCUCCUGAGAGAAGCGUGCGUGCAGCUGCCUUCCAUACGAGGCUGCUUCCUCACUCACCUGGCCCACCUGGAGCCGUCCGUGCUGACGUCCCGGGACACUCUGCUUGGACGCAACCCUUGGAUCAGGUCCCUCUUCCUCCCGGAGCUUACAGGUCCCACCAUGCCAUCCGAUUGGCAUUACCUGCCGCUCAUCAGCCUGUAUGAACGAGCAGGGGCGUCUGACGGUGGAGGGUUAGCGGUUGAGGAGCUUCCACACGGGGCUCUGCAGGCGGUGAGUCACUGUCUGCAGUGGCUACUGCUGCUGGAGGUCUGGAGGGAGGAAGCACUAAAGGUGAUCCCUCCAGUAGCCAAGCUGGCCCGUCUGUCCUGUGUGUUUCUGUGCUCCAGCGACAUGUUCCUGGAGAGACCUGUUCAGAAAAUGACCUGGGGUCUGUUUAGACUUUUAACAAGGAAAUCCAGGCUGGACUCUUUGGACCUGAACAUCCCUCCUCCAGGUCUAGCCUCCUUCCAGGACUUGUACAUUUCUGUUUUGACCCAGUACGAGGCUGUGUCCUUUGGAGACAGACUCUUCGGCUGCUGGGUCCUCUUACCCCUGCAGAGGAAGUACAGCACCACCAUGAGGCUGGCUGUGUUUGGAGAACAUGUGGGCAUUCUGAGGUCACUGGGAGUCACUCUGGAACAGCUCUCCAUCCCCAUCGAGCGGUUCACGUCUCCUCCAGAAGACUCCCUCCCUCUCCUCCAUCUCUACUUCCGCUCCCUGGUGACGGGGUCGCUGAAGCCCCGCUGGUGUCCCGUCUUAUAUGUGGUGGCUUUAUCUCACGUCAACUCCUUCAUCUUCUCUCAGGAUGCUGCAGCACAGAAGGUGGAAGCAGCUCGACACAGUAUGCUGAGGAAAAUCUACUACCUGGCUGAUGAGGUGUUGAAGAACCACUUGCUGCUCUUCCGUCUGCCGCAGCGGCACUCAGAGCUCGGCUUUGAUACGUACGAUCAGUUGCCCCCCAUAAGGGCAAAACGAUUGGAGAGCGUGCUGCGACUGCAAGACCACAAAGGAGACUGAAGGUAGCAGGUUCUGGGAAUAAAAAAAGAACAAAACUGUUGAGCCAAAACUGAAGACACAGGGGAGGGCAGUAUGGGACUGAGACCAAAACGAAGUAGAAGUAGACACUAAAGCAUGAACAGCUGUUGCUGGGAAAUAAAGGUGACAAAGUAAUUUUGACUCUUUAAAGGUUUCUGAUUUAGAUAAAAAAAAAAGAGCCAACAUGGUCACAAAGGAUUUUUUUGUUACUUCUUUUCUUAAGGCAGACAAAACACUUAGUGGAGUAACGUUUGGUAACAGUUUGAGCAUUUAUGUAAACCAGCUUUGAAAUCAAAGACUGUAUCUAAUAGAUCAUCAGUGGAGAUUAUGUGAGAUGUGGUUUUCUGAUUCUACUCAAUCCUCUUUGAACUAAAACACAACUCAACCCAAAGUUUAAAUACGGAACAAAUGCUACAAUUUAAGUGCAGAUGCAGGGAGGCGGAGAUCCCAGAACAUUUCCUCUUAGCAAACUCAAUGAAACCUUUUUUUUCCCCCCUGAAACAUUGACCACCAGCGCUUUGUCUGAGUUCUGGUGCUUUUGGUGAGCUUGAAAGGCAGACCAGAACGACUCCUAGCCUCUCAGAGUAAAGACAAAUGUACUUCUUUGUAAGUGCCUGAAAUUGUCUUUUCUUUUGUAAAUAAAACAUGACUUCAGGUAUGUCGUAAAA
Labrus mixtus (cuckoo wrasse) is the source of this 5202-nucleotide messenger RNA. It is a transcript of the gene rpap1, whose product is annotated as RNA polymerase II associated protein 1. Gene Ontology annotation, biological process: transcription by RNA polymerase II. The transcript is spliced from 27 exons. NCBI's taxonomy places the organism in Eukaryota, Metazoa, Chordata, Actinopteri, Labriformes, Labridae. Gene Ontology annotation, cellular component: nucleus. Bases 227 to 4516 code for a protein of 1429 amino acids. The record is from RefSeq and is a predicted model, not a curated record.